UUUUCUUCUCCCCCAACCUCUUCUCCCUCCUCUGAAUUCCUCGCACCUAUCUCUCUCUCUCUCUCUCUCGCGCGCGCGCGCGUGUAUAUACCAAAAAACAUACUUCUGAAGCUGCGAUCUCAGAAGAAAGGAUCCGCCUUUGACUUCUUUUUUGGUGAUUUGGGUACUUCCUGCGGGGAUUCGAGUGCUUUCUUGGAGAAAUUUGAGUUUCUGGAGAGGGUUUCUGUUUUCGCUUGAGAGAUUUGUGCGGAGGGAUUCACCUUGAUCCAUUUUCUUGGAGAGUUGGUGUUCUUAGCGUGAAAGAAUCGAACUUUGGCUUUUCCUUGGGUGGCUUCUUAUGCUUUGUUGAAGAAAUCGCUUCGUUUCUUUAGGGAGGAUUGGUGGUUGAAUGUUUGUUCAGUUUGAGUAGUUGGAAGUGUGGCAGGAGGCACCUUCAAUUGGGGUGGUUUUGGUGGUUUUCUGAAGAAUUGAGUGCCAAAUUUGUCACCUGCGCUUCUUGUUUUCUUGGGAGGGUUUGGUGGAAGAGCUUCCUUCAAUCCAGUUCCACCUUUAGAUGGAUUUAGUUAGUUGAGAGGCAUCUUCAGUUUGUCCUUGGUAAAAAGGCAUAAACUUUUGAGUUCUGUGAUCCUUUCCUGGGAGGAUUUGGGGUGGAAGGAGCCAUCUUUUGGUGCUACUUUCUGGUGGUUUGAUCUAGGGCUGUCUAGGUGGUUGAGAUGAAAGGAGCACUGUGCUAAUUUUUGUUCAGGAAAGAGUCCAAUUUAGUACUUCUCUGGGGAAAUUUUGGCACUACUGUAGUUCUGUGCUUUCCUUUGGAGAACCGUGGUCUGUUCCUCCAAGAAUUUGGGUGAAAAAGGAGCUAGUUUCAGAAUUUUCUUUGUACAGACAGUGCUCAAUUCCACCUCGCAGAUCCAAAGUGACCGAUGGCGCAACCUGAAAUUCCUCCAUUUGGGGACUGGGAAAUCACUGGCAACACCCCUUACACACAAAAGUUCGAGGAUGCACGGAAGAACAAGAAAAUAGGAAUUCCUUCCAACCCAAAUGAUCCAAGGCAGCAUCCCGAACCUCCUCGCAAGUCGCCUUUGCAUCCAUCGGCGUACAAAGCUGAUCCUCAAAACCAAGGCCCAAGGAAUCCACCGCAUCGAACAAGACCUGAAACUGAUCCACAUCGAUACACCGAACACCCUACUCACCGUGAGCUUGCACCAAGAAGGCAUGCAAAUCCUCAGAAGGAGCAAGGGGGGAAUGCCAGUGCACCGAGAAGCCCUUACAGAGCAGCUGCUGGGUCUGCUUCGCCAAUGCAGGCAAACAACCAAUCAAGGUCGAAGCACAGGUCGACGGGAAUGCAGACUCCAGAAAGGAGGACAUCGUUGGAGGGGCAUGGACAGCAUACUCCUGGAAGGAGCAGGAUGAAGCAGAGCGGCCGAGGCUACGAACCUGAAGAGGAAGUGGCUGUACCGCCCUUUGGUGACUGGGAUGAGGCAAAUGCAGCAUCCGGCGAGAAGUAUACUGGUAUCUUCAACAGGGUGAGGAAUGAUAAGUUAUCACCUAACACUUCUGCCAGGCUACCAUCAACUGCUACCGGUGGCCAGGAAAAUAAGGUGAAACAGACGUGUCCUUGCUGCAUACUUUGAGAAAAUGAAGAUAGGAUCUAAAGAUUCAUGGAGAAUCCGAUGCUACUCAUGGAUCAGAUCACUAUUCUUGUGAAGAUUUUUGUUCACCGAACUCGUUUGUCAUGUGCUACUCUUGUUUGUUGUUGGUGUGAGUAUGUAUUUGUAAUUGAAUUGUUGUCUCGUUUAAGUUCUUUGCUUAUUUGGAACAUACAUAGGAUGCCAUUCAGAUCUGUAAAGUAUGGAGUGCGAAUUCCCUUGCUGAUAAUAGAAGGUCUCUCGAAAAGUA
Phragmites australis (common reed) is the source of this 1896-nucleotide messenger RNA. RefSeq names its product RPM1-interacting protein 4-like. The transcript is spliced from 4 exons. The record is from RefSeq and is a predicted model, not a curated record. Lineage: Eukaryota; Viridiplantae; Streptophyta; Magnoliopsida; Poales; Poaceae. The coding region runs from base 921 to 1631 and encodes 236 amino acids.